Messenger RNA from Plutella xylostella (diamondback moth), 1336 nucleotides. RefSeq lists its product as uncharacterized. NCBI's taxonomy places the organism in Eukaryota, Metazoa, Arthropoda, Insecta, Lepidoptera, Plutellidae. The record is from RefSeq and is a predicted model, not a curated record.
UGUAUAUUUUAUCGCAUUGAUUUCAGUGAAGCGAGAGUCAAUCUCAGUCUAGCAUCCGUUCGGAAUUAAAAUAACUUAUCAAGAGACUAAUACAUUUUAACCAUGAAUAUUUGCUAAUCAGUUUUUAACAAGUGAAGCUGGAAAUUGGCGUAGUACGCGAAAGCUGCCCAAUCGAACAUACGGAAAAGCGUCAUCUAUCAACGCGCCGGGCAACUAUACACAGCCUUGUCAUCUUCACCACCGCAGCUGUGAAAUUCAACUAGAGGAGCUGUUGCAUCAUACGUAGUAGUACCAAGAGAGUACUCACCAUGGCGUCCUCAGCAGAUGUCAAAACUUGUUCUAUAUGCCUGAAAGCGUCCGGGGAAGACUCAGUCUGCCCUGAUUGCAAGGGCAAGCCUAUCGCGUGUCUCUGUUGUGGAUCCACUUCAGACCACAAAGGCAAGAUCACUGAGCUGCCACCCAGACCUAGCACAGAACAAGACGGUGGAUCCACUUCAGACAACAAGGACAAGGGCACUGCGCCACCUGGAUUUAACAUGGAAAAAGUGAUCGCCGACGCGGUCACCAAGAUGCUGAGCCAAGUGAUGGAGACUCACGACGACAUGACCAAGUCCAAAGAGAUCCUGGCAAGGUUCAGCGCGAAUAUAAAGAAGUACAUGGCUUCGUAUGAAGUGCUGAAUUACCGUGUGAUCAACCUGGAGGCCCGGGUGGCUGCACUGGAGAACCCCGUGGAUCCCAUGUCACCUGAGGAGGAGCACGCCAUGAUCCCGUCGGACGCUGAUGAUGAUAAUGAAGAUGCAAUUGUUAUCGAAUACCCUGAAGACCUGUAGACCCGUCGCUUUUCUGAUUUAGGUUGAUUGUUUAUUUCAUGUAUCGGAUGAUGUCGUAGUUUUUAAUAGUUGAGAUUUUACAUGAAUUUUUUUGUGCGAUUCAGUUUAUACUUUAGGUAUUGAAUAUGUAGGUUCAGGUUGACAGAUUAGUUUGUACAUGUUCAGGUUGAUAUUUGUUUUAAAGUAUGUAGCUUACUUUACCUGAAGGGUUUUUUAUAAAGCUGUUUUUUUAUUUAGUUCGCCAAAAUAUUGGUGUUGUGAUGUUGUUGUAAAUUUGUCUAUGAAAUUUAUAAAGAAAUUUUAACGUAUUGAUGUAUUUACCUAUAUAUCUACAGAAUUUUACAUUAUAAUGUUGAUGUAAACUUGUCUAUUUAUCGGAAUUAUAACUAUUUUAUUUCAAGCAGUUUAAACCGUGUCAAUUUUUGCUACUGUGAAAAUGUAGGCUAUGAAAAAUUUACAUAUAUUUAGCGUGUAUGAUGUUAUACAUGAAUGAGACUUUUUUAAUG